Molecule: messenger RNA, 429 nt
Organism: Priceomyces carsonii
Lineage: Eukaryota; Fungi; Ascomycota; Pichiomycetes; Serinales; Debaryomycetaceae
Exons: 1
Coding region: 1-429 (142 amino acids)
Source: RefSeq, a predicted model, not a curated record
AUGAGCUGCAAUAAAUUGUUAGAUGCGGACGUCGAUCGCAAAACUCGAGGGAAUAGGGGACGUAAGUUUGAGGUCCUCCUGCAUGUGCACAAAAUACGAAGUCUGGAACGAGAAUCAUCUUUAACCGAUCAACGUUCGUAUGAAAAAUACGUAUGCGCGUCCUGUAUAUAUGUGUUCGUGUUGAAUGCUCGCUUAACUUACGAUGCAUUAUAUUCUACGGCAAAAUAUUGGUGCCUUUCUCAGAUUGCAAUACAGAGAUUAAAGACGGAUAGCAACACAGUAUACCAAAGUUACCGGAUAAACAAGCAUUACUUUCUUGAGCGAAUGCAUCUGCAAAGAAAUAAAGUAAUGGGAGAUACGUUGAUCGUCAGAAGUCGAAAUAGAAAUCCUGCUUCAAAGACGUACUCAACAAUAGAUUUCAGGAGGUGA